CAUGGGUGAGGAGGAGGUGGAGGGCAUGGCUGCCAUGCGCGAGGAGUUGGCCCGAAAGAACCGCUCCAUAGAGUUCCUGAAGGAUAGAGUGAGGACGGAGCAGAACAAAACCGGGCAGGGCGGCGUGGCGGCGAGGGAGAAGCUCGAUGAAGAGCUCAGGCUACAGGUGGGAAGGACCAACCGGCAUUGCAAUGCCAUCUGUCUGUAUUCUUUGUCGUUUUUGUUCUCUUUCUCUUGCAGGAGGCGUUGGCGACUCGUGAGCGGCAGGUGCAGCACCUCAGUGGACAGAUACAAAGGCAACACAGGGUAGAAUGAACACACCCAUGCUGGAGGCGGCUGCAAAUCACCGCUGGAUGGCUCUUUUUUCCCGUGGAUGUGUAUGUCAGGAGCUUCAGCGUCUGCAGGAGGAGCUGUUCAGGGCCCACCAGGGCAUGAUGCCCAUCGGGCCCUGCCAGCAAUGCGAUGGCAUGCAGCAACACAUACAGGUGCGUGCACUCAGCAACAGAUGCCAUCCGUCCAUGGACUGUUUCUCUCCUGUUGUCUUGUUGGCAGCGUUUGGAGGGCGGCGUGCGUGAGGAGUCUGAGUUGCGGGCCGAGAUACAGCGGCUGCAGCAACAGCUACACUCGUUCGGCAGGGAGAGGGACGGCGCGGAGGUACAAGUGGGCAUGCAAAGGCCGCACAUGGUCGGCCAUGUGUAUUCAUGUGUGCCGUGUUUAGCGUGAGUAUGAGUUGCAGCGAGAGGCGUCGAUGGCCCGGGAGAAGGAGCUCAUCGACAGGGGACUCGACGACCGCAAGGAAAUGUCACAACAAAAAGCCAUCAUCAAGGUGAGCUUGAAACGACGCUGUUCGGUCCAUUUAUCAAUGUCCUCUCAUGCCGUCCUGUGUAUACGUGUGUGUGCAGGAAAAGGACGAGAGGAUACGGCAGCUCAAGAGCGAGCUCACUAGUGUGCGGGAGAAGCUAAACGAACGGGACAGCCAGCUCCAGGAGCAGAAACGCAGACACAAGUGAGUAUACCUACAGCACAAACAAUGCAUUUCGGCUCACGUUGCCCAUUGUCUUCCCCUGUUUCCCCCCUGACCUCAUCAGCACUGAGCGCAGCCGACUGACAUCUGAGAUCCAGCAGCUAAAGGCCGAGCUGGACACGGUCAAGGAGCGCAAGAAGGCCCUCCCGCCACCCCCACAGCUCACCGACCACCAUGCAGCCCCCCCUGUUGCUGACACCACAUCCCACCACCCCAAGGCCAUAACGACCACCACCCAGCCAUCGGCAGCAGGGCCCAGCCUUCGAUCCAUGUCGCCAGAGCCCCCCACGUGCCAUCGCAUCACCCCCGAGAGCGCGCCACCCAACCGCUCAGCCACGCCACAGCCGGGCAAAGCAAGUGCGAGUGCCCUUGGGCGCUCAUACGACGGCAAGGUGGCCGCGAGAGGAGGGAGGGAGGUGCGCAGGGGGUCCAACAAGCAGCAUGGGGCGGAUGACGAGCUGUUCCUCACAUCCACACACACGACGGCGAGCUCCUCGUCUGCGCAGGGGGCGGGCGGGCCGCCUGAGAAGGCAGGAGGGAUAGCCACGGCCAGUAGGAGAGGCAGUGGCGGUGGUGGUGGUGGCAGGAGGCCCUCGGAUAACAGCGAUGAGCAGCAUCAGCACCAUCACGUCGUGUCGUCGGGUGUGAGGCGGGCCAGUAGAGAUGAGGGCAUCGGUAGCACUACCAGCGAUAUGCUGGCGGCCAGACGGGAGGCGCUUCUCAGCCUCGAGAAUGACGUAUUCAGGAACAUCGACAGGAGAAUCAGGUGACAUACGAAGAACGACGAGCUGCAGGCACACAUGCACCUGGUCAUCUUCUUGUCUGUCUGUCUUUGCACAAUCUGCAGCCUUGGCGAGAGCAGCACCGACGGCAAGUCUGCCGUUUCGCGAGACAUUCCUCCCUCUACCCCUCCCCCAUACAGCCCACCUGUCGGCCAGCACACACCCCCAGACGAGCCAUCGGGCGGCUCGCUAGCCGGCACUCUGGGUCGGGGGCGACAUCACUUCCUGCUCAACUCCCCCAACCCACCGCCAGAGAAGAUGGGCCGUCACGCGUCGAUCGAAGAGUCCUUCGAGCGGCCUUCUCCUUAUAGCAGAGAGCCCAACCGUCAGCGCACGCCCCCGCCCACCCACUCACGCAGCCUGUGGGAGGGCGAGCCGAGUCAGGCGUCUGUGCCCCCGCCCCCCAGAUGGGCAUACAAUGUGCGCGGCAUCGGCUACGAUUGGAUGACUAUGCAAGAAGACGACGGUGCUGCCUCCCCUGUGUCUCGCGUGCGGAAUUGGCGGAUUAGUGGUGGUGGUUCAGGUGAGGGACGGCCACGGCUGGACAGCUGGGUGCGCGGGCCUAGCAAGAAGACGUCGUCUGAGGACAUCAUGGCCGAGAGCGUCGAUGACGCCCAUUCGCAGCCAAGCGGCCACCGUCCGCUGCCGCACUUCGGCCUCAUGGGCGAUGCAGCGCCUCACAUCGUCGCCGCCCCGCCCCCUCCCUCCAUCCUAGACAUCCACUCACGGCUGCAGUUGGCGGCCGACUUUGACGACUCGCCGGCCACGCCCAAUCCCGAGGAGAGGCCGCUGAAGCCGCCAGAGGUGGCCGAAGGGGCAUCGUACGUCAAGCUGCUCACCUCUCAGGUGGACGCCGACACCAACCCCAACAGCAUGCAGAGGGAGCCGACAAUGGAGGGCGGCCAGGCCCCGCUCGGCAAUAAGAAUCGGCUGAGGAAGGGCGCUGGGACGUUGGCGAGCACACCCAAGGGCAUCAGCAAGGACGAGAGCGCGCUGCCGAGUCCGCCGUCGAACAUCCAGCUGCGAGGCCGGCCGGGCGGCAAGCACACGUCGGCUGUCUCUUCGUCCCACCCGACCAUGAAGCACUUCACCUUCGGCACCACGUCCAACCCAUCCAUUGCCAUGCCGGCGAGCACUCUCACCAGCACCAAGUCCCGCAGCCAGAGAGGCAGGGAAGCCCCACAACCGCACCCGAAGCGCCCACCCCCCCUGCCCCCACACAGCCCCGCAUUCAGCGACAACAUCCACCCCGAAGGCCCCGCCGGCAGCGGCAGUAGCAGCAACACGGCCAAGAGUCUGAGGGACAUGUAUCUGCAGCAGCGGGAUGCGCUCAAGAAAGGCAGGGAGGGUGCGGGUGGGAGCCCCGACCUGCGGAGCAAGGUGGAAGGGCUGCGGAGCGCCAAGACACAGACGCUGGGCGGCACACCGGGGGCGGCAGCCGACGAUGUGGACGCGCACCUGACCAGCUACCUGCGGGAGAAUCCUGGCCAUAUCGGCGGGGGCAACUUUGUGCGCAUAAAAGAGGUGAAGUCAUGAGAAAGGGAUAGCUCAUGCAUGGUCCAUGUGAUCUAUCCGUGUAUCAUGCGUACAGGGUGUGUAUGAGUACGCGUCGUCGAGCGGGCGAGUCAAGAAGAGAGCCCUGCUGUCGUUGAAGAAUGGCAAGCUGAUGGUCAGGUCGGGCGGCGGGUCGUUCCUCACACUCAGCCAGUGGUGCGCACGGGAUGGCAAUGGGGGAUGAGGGGACGGGCGAGUACUCGUGUGUGUGGAGAGUGUGUGCAUGAUUUCGCUAUUGGUGCCUGUUGCUCUUUGGUUGUUGGUGGACCGAUGCGUGUCGACUGACUGGAAGACUUCGUGUGUGAAGAGAAUUUGUGCAGCAU
Molecule: messenger RNA, 3683 nt
Organism: Vitrella brassicaformis
Lineage: Eukaryota; Vitrellaceae
Source: the annotation of a GenBank genome assembly